CGGGAUAGCGCACGCAUGCGUGUCAGGGCGCGCGCAGCCUCGCCUCCUGCGCUCACGUGGUCUCAUUCGGACCAAUCGGCGGCCAGGAUUCAGCAUCCGUACGAGAGCUUCUGCUGCAGCUCCACUGCGAUGGCGGAGACAAUGAAGCUGAGUGAAAACCACGCAACUCCUAAUGAAUCCAGCAAAUUGUCUAGCUACAGGGACUGCGUGUGUGUGAUGUUGAAGCUGUUGUCAGGCUUCGGGAAAGAGCUCAAAUUAAGUGAUGCUGCUCUGAGAAUAGAAGUCAACAUUGAUGCUCUGGAUCUGCCGUCAUCUCCAGAUGCUCACGUGUACAACUCUUUGCAGCAGCAUGUCACUCAAUUACAGGCUGUGUCAGAAAGCCUAAAGACGCUGGUGGAGGCUCACCGUGUUACAUCAUCUACAAAAGACAACGCAUCAGUUGAUGCUGUGACCUCGUCGUCAGUCAAAGAGCAAACCGCUGCACUGUGCGAACAGCAUCCUCCCAGCCCAGAGGAUGCAGAAAGCGAGACGGGGGCUGAUGAUGUCAUGGUUCAGAUCAGAGCCAGGAAGUCAGAGAUCGAGCGAAGAAUAUCUGCAUUUAUGGAACGCAAACAAAUGGAGAUCAAUGAAAACAAUGUACGCGAAUUUUGCAACGUGAUCGACAGCAAUCAGGAAAACAGCUGUGCCAGAACAGAGGCGGUCUUCACUCCGUAUCCAGGUUUUAAAAGCCACGUGAAAGUUACACGGGUAGUUAACACUUACGGGCCGCAGACACGUAGUGGGGCAGGCCAAGGAGAGGCUGGGGAGCAGCAGAGGGGGCAGAUGGCGAGAGACUGUGGAAAUGCAGCCAUAGAGGAACGGCUUCACAACAUCGAGACUCACCUGAAACUCCCAACAGCUGGCCCAGUUCCAUUGAGUGUCUACCAGAGACUAAAGAAGCUGGAGGAUCGUAUCUUGGAGUUAGAGGGACUCUCACCGGAGUACUUUCAGUCCACGGGUCACCUCCACAAACGACCAAAGACGUCCCCUGCUCAGGCCUGUAGUCUGUCGGAGCUGGAUGAGAAGAUCAGUGCGGUGAAAGCAGCACUGCUGAAGAAGGUGUACCUCGCUUGUUCGGCUCUGUCUCUUGCUCAUAGACUGGAACCUUCUGGGCAACAAGGGGCCACAAUGUGCUGGGAAGGGGAGCACUUGAGCUGCAGCGAUGUGGAUGGACGUUGAGGGGGGUUGCUCAUUGUUCCCCGGGUGCUUUUGUCUCAGACACAGUUCCCUUAUGAGGGUUAAUGAGGACAAAUUGGCCCGAGUGGAACAAAUGAAUUAUGGAGUUGGACAAAAGGUUGUAUUUUGUGGGCUGCGCUUGCUGGGAUCCACCCAUCAUCUGCCCAUUGAGGGGAGCACACUGACUGGCGUCUGCUUGAAGUGGCUCACUAAAUAUCUCAUUAUCUUUAUCCAUGUUUUAUUGCGUGAGCGCAUCAUGCAUGCAGCUUCCUACAAUGAAUUUAACUCAAAUUUAAAGUUUAGAUCAUAAAAAUUGAAUUUGCCAUCUUUUGAAUUGCAUGGCUUAUUUCCUACAAUUAAUGCAAAGGAAAUAAAGUCAAUAUGUCAAAAUGAGUGUCGGUGGUUAGUGCUCUCGGGUUGGGUGGGAAUAGUGUACCCUUUCAUAUGAACAAAGAGCCACUUCCUCAUUGACUCUAUGUAAUUCCGGCCUGUCAAUCAGUCCUCCCUCUGCCUGAUUUCUUGCAGCGUCCUUGGGAACCUCGGGGAAAAGACACAGAGGUGUUCCUUGUCCUCUAUGGGUCCAGUUGUAUUUUUCGGUGAGGUCGAUGGAGAGGAUUCAUAUCCAUUCAUAUCUCACAAACUCUUAAUGGGCUCCAAGCCCUCGCAAAAGAAAGCUCUUUCCUGUGACUAGUCAGCUCCACUCUUUAUUCAUCUGUGGCUCCGUGUCAAAAAAGACUGUUGCUCGUUUGUGGCCUGAACAAUGACGAACAAGGCUAAAUCUCUAGCUGGGAACAAAAGACAGAAAACAGGCUUUUCAGUCUGCAGAACAUUAGAUUCUGACACAUUUUGCCGUGGCAGUUCUCCCCCCCCCAUCUUGAGUGCUGUGGCUCUGGUCUUUUAAAGAGACCACCUGUUGGCAACAAGCCCGUUCUUCAUUACAGACAGGCCUAUUAUCACAGGAUGAGGAGCGCCACAGGCUAACUUUUUUAAGUUAACCCUGCUGCCGUUUCCAAAGCUGGCCGAUUGGGAAACAUAGAUUACGUAUUGCCACUGGGGGGGAAAAAAAAUCUAUUUUUGCUCGUAAUUUUGUGUCAUGUUUUUGAAUAAGGGCUUUAUUCAGUGCAAGAGGGAGGUACUUCAUUCAUGCCCUUGUCAGAUACAAAUGUCACAAACAAAGGGACUUCAAUGUAGGCAGCUUGAUUGUUCUUUAACUAUAUUUGUUGCCAACUUCGUAUUUGAAAGCCCAAAUGUAUUUGCUGUAAAGUU
Molecule: messenger RNA, 2481 nt
Organism: Gasterosteus aculeatus aculeatus (three-spined stickleback)
Lineage: Eukaryota; Metazoa; Chordata; Actinopteri; Perciformes; Gasterosteidae
Source: RefSeq, a predicted model, not a curated record